AUGUUCUACUGUGUUGACCUAGGUUAUUCGAAUCGGAUCCUGACCCGAUGUGGACAAAACUGCUAGGUUAGCUCUCUUGGCCUUGGAUUUACAUUGCACAGUUAAUUCCUUACUGUCACAACACUCCUUUUUGCAAUGGCCGAUGAGUCCAAUAGAACUGCGUUUUUAGAGAUUCAGAGUCGCAUGAUCGAAACUACUGCCAAAUUGAAGCAGGUGCAAAACCAGAUGCGAACCAAGGAGGGAGAAAAGAAGCGUGCUUACUUAACAUUGGAGGAGUUGCGCCAACUGCCUGACGAUACAAAUACUUACAAAUCUAUAGGGAGAACGUUUGUCUUGGAGCCAAAGUCUGUUUUAAUGAGUGAACAAGAACAGAAGCUAAAGGAUAGUGAGACUGCAAUAGCCUCACUGCAGACCUCAAAGGAAUACUUGGAAAAGCAAAUGGCCGAGGUAGAGAACAACUUGAGGGAGCUUUUGCACCAAGAUCCAGGUCUUGCUCGACAGAUAAUGUCCAUGAGUGUAAUGUAAGUUUGCUGUUUUUCACAACUUAGUACAAUGUGUUUUACAUUUGAAGGGAAGUUGUAAGUUAUGAUAAGAAAUGUGUUGAAAUUUCUGGAAUGAAUGCUUAUGUAAUUGCCUUUCUGGAUAGUUUAAAUUGUCUGUAAUUUAGGUUAACCAGACUUUUCUUUCUUA
Molecule: messenger RNA, 690 nt
Organism: Hevea brasiliensis (rubber tree)
Lineage: Eukaryota; Viridiplantae; Streptophyta; Magnoliopsida; Malpighiales; Euphorbiaceae
Product: prefoldin subunit 1
Exons: 6
Coding region: 136-525 (129 amino acids)
Biological process (GO): protein folding
Cellular component (GO): cytoplasm; prefoldin complex
Molecular function (GO): protein folding chaperone
Source: RefSeq, a predicted model, not a curated record